CAACAUCGCAUUUUUUGAUACUUUACCGAUGCCUGCCAUUACCCUAUCUACGUCUUUGUAGACAGAGGUGAUAAUGCCUACCGGUUGGGCGGUAUCCAGACUUACCACGCCAUCCGUCCUUCUGUCUCAUUGGUCAGUCACUCUUGUAUCGGAGCGUCGCGCAAAAUACCGCAUCUGGCUGAUAAUUGCAGCUCUCUCGCCGUUGGAGUUUCCGGGGAGGACUACUUGAAUAACAACGGUUGAUCAACUGUUUGACUUUAGUCUUCUUUUCGAUUGUGCCCUAGACUAGAGUGUUUGCACGAAGUAUUAACAUCAGGUAUUUACUGACAAUGACAGAGGCUACUUCACAGUUACCUGAAAACCACAAUGAGUUCCGGAGUGAUACCUUCACGACUCCUACGCAAUCCAUGAUCAGCAGCAUUGGACUUGCAUCGGUUAGUGACUCAGUAUACAAUGAAGACGCAGAUACUAAGGCGUUGGAGAAGAAAGUUGCGGAUUUGAUGGGCUUCGAGGCAGGCUUGUUUUGUAUGUCGGGUACCCUCUCGAAUCAAAUCGCUCUUAGAUCCCAUUUGAAACAACCUCCACACUCAGUCCUCUGCGAUUACAGAGGCCAUGUCUAUGUUCACGAAGCUGGUGGUUUGGCAACUCUUUCUCAGGCGAUGGUUACUGACAUCAUUCCAAGUAAUGGCCUUUAUCUCACCUUGGAAGAUAUCGUUGCCAGAUAUAUCCCGGACGACGGCGAUAUCCAUGCGGCACCAACCAAGGUGGUUUCAUUGGAAAACACCAUCCACGGUCUCAUUUAUCCAAUUGAAGAAAUUAAGCGUAUAAGCGAGUGGUGUCGUGCUAAUGGCUUGUCGAUCCAUUUGGACGGUGCUAGAAUUUGGGAUGCAAAUAUUGCCACUGGGGUUCCUUUCACCGAAUACGGCAAGUACUUUGAUUCGAUAUCUGUGUGCCUAUCAAAAGGUCUAGGUGCACCAAUCGGGUCCGUUCUAGUGGGGUCUGCCGACCUCAUUAAAAAGGCCAACCAUUUCAAGAAGCAAAAUGGGGGUGGUAUCAGACAAUGCGGUAUGUUGUGCAGAAUGGCUUCGAUUGCAAUCGAUGAAAACUUCUCCAAGAUGAAACAAUCGCAUGUCAUGGCCAGAGAAGUUGCCGAUUAUGCAGAAAGUAUAGGCUUGGUUUUGGAGAUCCCUUGCCAAACCAAUUUUGUUUUCCUUGACCCAUUGAAGAAUCAUAUUGAUCCAGCACUUAUCAGUGUGGUUGGAGAGAAGUAUGACAUUAAAAUCGCCAUUUUCCGGUUAUCCUUUUCCUUCCAGAAUAGUAGAGUGGCCGUGGACAACUUGAAAGCGGCUUUGAAAGAACUCAAAGAAGAAGCUGAAAGAAACCCAUACCAUUCCAACAAGGCUAUUGGUAUGUACAAUACUGGUAAUGGGAAAAAUUAACGAUGUUAUCAGCUCUUAAUAUAACUUUGUAUUCCUCUAAUCUCUUUCCAAUUGAUGGAUGAUCCAAGACACUUUAAAAACCUUCUCAAUUCCA
Molecule: messenger RNA, 1533 nt
Organism: Pichia membranifaciens NRRL Y-2026
Lineage: Eukaryota; Fungi; Ascomycota; Pichiomycetes; Pichiales; Pichiaceae
Exons: 1
Coding region: 330-1439 (369 amino acids)
Biological process (GO): L-threonine catabolic process; glycine biosynthetic process
Cellular component (GO): cytosol
Molecular function (GO): L-allo-threonine aldolase activity
Source: RefSeq, a predicted model, not a curated record